Molecule: messenger RNA, 2784 nt
Organism: Hydatigera taeniaeformis
Lineage: Eukaryota; Metazoa; Platyhelminthes; Cestoda; Cyclophyllidea; Taeniidae
Source: the annotation of a GenBank genome assembly
AUGAAUGAAGGCCGUAUAAAAAAGCAGGAAGAUUUUGGCCCUAUCAUUAUCGAUACCAUCGAUGAGAAUGUCGACCAGGAUCCCGAUGCUAACAUUUCUACAGCGAAAUCAGCAGAAGAAACUGAGGUGUCGUCGGAGGAUCUUCAUUUAAAGCAACAAUUAAUUGAAAUUAAUCCACUCUAUUUACCCCACGAGUUUCGUUCCUUGCCACAAUCCUUCGAUCCCAAGGAGCAUAGUUUUCCAUCUUCCUACAGUGAAAACAGUGCCCGAGAGACACGUCUUCUUGCCUACGCUGACAAUUUUUGUCGACAAUACACCGGUCGCUUCCACGAUCGCACUCCACUCUUCAUUACUCCUCGCAAUGAAUGUGAUGUUCGUAAGUUUGUAUCCACUACCAUACGUCCAACAAAACUACCCUUUCCCGAGCUUCACGAAGCUUUAGGAGCUGCAGCUUUCGUGGCCGACUUUCUUGAUUUCGCUCCACUGCUCCCCUGUACGGAACUACCCCCACGACUUCUGAGUCCAAGAACAACGCUCUCCCUUCAGCUGGGUACCUGUUUCGACUAUACUACUCUCCUCUGUUCCCUUCUUACGGGUGUGGGAUACAAUGCCUUCGUGGUGAGUGGAUAUGCAACACGUGAGUGCUGCUACAAAGAUGAGUCUCGAAAGCAGUGUCCACUGCUUGUGCAACCAAAGAAAUGUGUGGAAAUGUAUCAGGAACCACAGGCAAGCAAGUACCAGGUGAAACCAAUAAGGGACUUUUUAUCUAAAUACGAAAUAACAAUGAAAGUAAAAAAACUCAUCGAGGCCGAAGAAGCAGCAGAAAAGAAAGCAUUGGAGGAGAAACAGGCACUGGAGAAAUCAGAAGAACCAAAACCAGAUCCUCUCUACGGUCUGAGGGUGCACUCUUGGAUUUUAAUCCUCCCAGGAAGCAGAGAUGUUAAAGAAGCCUUCUUUAUUGAGCCUUUUACUGGGGAACCAGUUGCUCUUGACACCAAUAUGUAUUUGGGCAUAGAAAGUGUGUGGAACCACAAUAAUUAUUGGGUGAAUAUGCAAGACUGCACCAAUGGGAUUAAGGAAAUGCACUACGAUUUAAACAAUCUUGAAGAUUGGGAGUUUGUCUUGCCAUCAGGUCUACUUAAUACAAAGCUUAUGGCAGCUGGGGAUCAGUUAGUAAACAUCCUCAAUGGAUCAAUGGAUGUCACUGAGACCCUAGCAAACUAUGAUCUAGGUUUGGACUAUGGUCUCCAGGCGCGUGAAGAUGAUUUGAACGUAAAGACGCAAAAGAAUGAAAAGAAAAAAAUGGAUGCAGACCUAUUAGAUACCCUUCUUCUGGUUGAUUUGCCAAUGUCAUGGACUCUACCAAUCACCCUUUCCGACGCUCAGUAUUUUCAGAGAUAUCCAAACUGCGAGAAGGAAAUAAUCUACAAUCGGGCUCGUGUGGUCAAGUAUACGCCUUAUUCUCAGGAGUGCGGGAUUGUUUUACGGUUGGUUGUCUACCAGGAUCGUGAUCUUCAGAACGCACUUGAAGAGACGGAGUAUUUUGAACACCGAAAGGACAAGUUGAAGGUACGAGUGACUGACCUGAAGACAUUGUGGGUGAAGGAGACCUUUGAUCAUGGUCGAAUGGAGCAUCAUCUAAGAGAUCAUGAAUACAUGUCGAAAAAUGUGGGACCAGACUCCAAUAGAAUAAUGGAGUUCUAUCAAAAGAUGAGGAUCGACGGCCUUUUAAAACGUCAGCGUGAAGGCAACGUCAUGAAGGAGUGGUACAAUAACCGCGAAGAUCGGCUGAUUUAUCGUGAAACACAUUUCGGUCGGACAGUAAGGAAGUUUGGCCCUCCAGUAAUUAUAAUGUCGUCUUCAGAGCAAGGAAGUGCCGGAACAAAAGUUACAAAAAAGAGCUACAAGGAAAUUGACGUGAUAAAAGAGCGCUUUGCAAGGAACCCCGAAAUACCUGCAGAUGAGGAUGUGGAGGAGCGCGUGUUUGACAUAGUUGGAGAAAAGUACUUUCUCACGUAUCAUAUCGCAGAUGAAUGUAUCUUCCCCUGUCGACGGGAGUUUAACAAGCCUCCCGACAGUGGUGAUCGUCGGCAUGUCAUUGAAUUGCAUCCUGAUACCCAUAACUCAUUCCAUACCAGUCUUAAUCCACCUCACAAAACCAAUGUGGAGAUCUAUCAGAUGCUUCUUGGACUGAUUGAUCUUGAAAAGGCCGCCAAAGAGACGGUAAGGAAUUCGGAAAGCGAAGUCCAGGCAAUUCUGGACAAACGCAAUGCAGAAGAAGCCAAACCUGAAUUGGAAGUGGGUUUAUGGGAUACUCUGCGCAAUGCGGAGAUGCACAAUCUACGCAUAGCAUUGGAACAACACGCUGAACAGGAGCGUCGAAAACAGAAGGAAAAGGAUCUCGACUACCUGGCACCCUACUUCCAUAUGCGUGAUAUAGACGAGGACAACUUAACUCAGGAAGAUGCCUACGCUGUUCGAGAGGCCUGUCUACAGGAUCUAAAAGAGCGUCUAAUUAAGAAGGCCAACAUUAUUCAAGCUCGAUUCGAGGCGGAGACGUCAGCUCUGCAACGGAAACAGCAAUGGUUCCAGUUGAACCAAAUCAACCUCACAAAGGAGGACGAAGCGGCCUACUUGCAGUACUGCAAUGACGCCAUAUUCAAAAUUACCACCUUGGAGACCAUGCUCUUAAGGCACAAGCAAACGGCGCCAUCGAAGUAUAUGCUGCUUGAGAAGCAACUUCGGUCGGAUCCGCGAUUGGCGGAGUAUUUAAACACAGCUUGA